Messenger RNA from Colossoma macropomum (tambaqui), 2978 nucleotides. It is a transcript of the gene rab14l, whose product is annotated as RAB14, member RAS oncogene family, like. The record is from RefSeq and is a predicted model, not a curated record. Gene Ontology annotation, molecular function: GTP binding; GTPase activity. Lineage: Eukaryota; Metazoa; Chordata; Actinopteri; Characiformes; Serrasalmidae. Gene Ontology annotation, cellular component: Golgi apparatus; recycling endosome; phagocytic vesicle. Gene Ontology annotation, biological process: phagosome maturation; Golgi to endosome transport; defense response to bacterium. The transcript has 8 exons. The coding region runs from base 142 to 789 and encodes 215 amino acids.
CCUGUGCCGUACGCACCGCCAUCUUGGAAGCAGUCUCUCUCUCUCUCUCUCUCUCUCUGUGUGUGUUCAACUCAGGAAAACCUGCAGAUCCCUUCGGGAAGCUCAAGGCGCUGAAAUAAACAACACAAUCCCUGAGCCACAAUGGCCACCGCACCGUACAACUACUCCUACAUUUUUAAAUACAUCAUCAUUGGGGAUAUGGGGGUAGGAAAGUCAUGUUUGCUUCACCAGUUUACAGAAAAGAAAUUCAUGGCAGACUGCCCCCACACGAUCGGCGUGGAGUUUGGGACAAGGAUAAUCGAGGUGAGCGGGCAGAAGAUCAAGCUGCAGAUCUGGGACACGGCAGGGCAGGAACGUUUCAGGGCCGUCACACGCAGCUACUACAGGGGAGCCGCCGGAGCGCUCAUGGUCUACGACAUCACCAGGAGAAGCACAUAUAACCACCUCAGCAGCUGGCUUACUGAUGCCAGGAACCUCACCAACCCUAAUACUGUGAUCAUUCUCAUAGGCAACAAAGCAGACCUGGAGGCCCAGCGAGAUGUGACGUAUGAAGAAGCCAAACAGUUUGCUGAGGAGAAUGGUCUGCUAUUCCUGGAAGCCAGUGCAAAAACAGGGGAAAAUGUGGAGGAUGCUUUUCUGGAAGCGGCAAAAAAGAUCUACCAAAACAUUCAGGAUGGCAGCCUUGACCUGAAUGCAGCUGAAUCAGGGGUCCAACACAAGCCCUCUGCGCCUCAGGGUGGCCGGCUAACCAGCGAACCACAACCUCAGAGGGAAGGAUGCGGCUGCUAAUGACCAGCACCACCUGCCUGCCUGCCUACCUAUCCUACCCAGCACCAACCCCAAACCUUCUCCGCAUCUACUACUCCUCUUUUAUUAUCCCAUUUGGGCCUCAGUCCGCCCUGUCCUGACCUGCAGGGGAGCACGAGCAGGGGCCGACAAGGGAGGAAACAACGGACAGGCUUGGCUGUUUAUCCUCUCCUUCCCUUUCAUCUCUCUCACUCUCACCUGUUUGUCUACCCCCAUUGGUCUUCUCCCUCCCUGUCAUGCUCUGACUAUACCCGUCACUGUUCACUAUCCAUGGAUACAUCACGUGGUACAGACCUGUUAAAGGAAGAACAGAGGUCAUUGACUGUCUGAGAGACAGCUGAGAGAACCAAGCAGGUUAUUUUUUAUUCAUUUAUUUUAUAGCUCAAUAAUUUACACAUCAGUUUUCUUCAUGAGAUUCUGAGAAUCCAGAGCAUCAUAGGAAGUAGUGCUCGGUUUAUGUCUCUCCCCCGCAUGGUUUAGUUUAUUGUUAUUCAAGAAAAUGAGAAUUAGAUUCUCCCGAACUCAAUAAUGACGUUCAGCCUUCAGUGUCGAGGGAUAGAGAUGUUUGUAUAUUCAUGUAUGGCAGCCACAGGAGAAUGCUGUGGCAUGUAAUAGUUGACUGUUCAUUUUAAGGCAUUUGAAAGUGUGUACGAGGGACCAAGUGAAAGCAGCGUGAGCUGGUGUUGGUCAACGAGAAUUCUUAUCUGUGGUCCACACUGUCAAGUAGUCCGGAAGGGCCUGUAACUCUGAGAGAACAUCCAGUCAGAAUCUCAAAACAGUGCCUCCAAAUGCUGAAGAUCCUGACAACGCUGAAUUGUUGCGAAACAGCCACCUCAACACCUGAAUACAGCUUCUCAACAAGAGGGAGAACAUGAUAGAAAAGGUUAUGGGGCAAAUCUGCAGUAAUGUAAUCUUGUACGUAUGGAUGAAUAGGUGGAUGGGUUGGGUGGGAGGGGGGACAAACUCAUUGCGUUUGCUAGUUCUUGGGGGUCAUGGGGGGAUGGAGUCUUCUCACUCAGAUAAUGACACUUUAAUGAAAGACACCUCCCCCCACCCUGCAUUUUACAUGACUUUUUUUUUUUGACUAUUUGUUUCAUUGCACCAACCCCUCCUCCACCUGUUAUCCCUUCUUCUCAACCAUAUCAGUUAGAACUCCAUCUGUCCUUACCAGCAUUUUUUGUUGUUGUUGCCUUAUUGUUAUGAUUAAUGUUAAUAUUAUUACCAUCACUGUUUAAUCUUACUUUGUUGCGCUUGCUCUACAUACUGCAGAUUGGACUUCUUUCUGUCAAAAUAAAACAUACUGUUUUACAAUAUCGCUACAUUUUAUUUUAGCUCUUGGAGAAGAGUGUGACAGGAAAAAGUUCUAGUGAACGCUGUGUGAUAGACGUGCUUGUCUCGCAUUCUGGCUGUAAAUUUGACUGGCUGCUGUCAUAUAGGCUUGUAUAAUAACACAGCAAAGCGCAAACCCCAAAUCCCACCAAACCAGCUUCCGCUGCAGUGUUAGAAUGGGGAAUCUGACUCAUGUACCAUUAUAAAAUACUUCGUAUUCAGCAGCUGUAUAUAUGGCUAAAUAUCUGUUGGUGAUAAUGCAAGACAGACAGCAGCACUGACUCCAAUGUACAGCUGUUAUGAGUCACUGGUAACUCUUGCCUAGGAAAUUCUUUAACAUUUUCUAUGACUAAUUGUGUGCGUGCGUGGACAGACUCUUUCUGUGCUGAGUGUUCUAUUGAGAUUCCACUAUGCACCUGUUCUCUGGCUAGAAGUAGUAGCAGACUCAGAAAGCAGGGAUUGGUGCAGCACUCAAUUUGUAUCCCAAUUGAAACCUGGCUUAUAUGUGACAAAAUGUGUCUGUCCAUCUCCUCACUGAACUCUUAUGCCCAAAGUUCUUGUUUAGGAGGAGGUUGUGCUGUCUGGUAACAGGAGUGGUUGAGAGUUUGGUUUUAGGGUGGAGUCCUCCUUGUGCUCUGUCCAUUUCUUUGCUGUCCGAAUGACCACUUCUAUAUGUUCACAUAAGUUUAAAACGUAUGUAUAAAUUUAUACAUAUGUAUAAAAUCUGAAGGAGCUGUGCUAACAUUUAAAAUGCGUUCUUGCGUGUAUAUGAUUUUAAAAUGUUGACAUUUUGAUUUUAAUAAUGAUAAUAAAAUGUUCUAGACAGAAAACAUUCUACUGGA